Molecule: messenger RNA, 1521 nt
Organism: Botrytis byssoidea
Lineage: Eukaryota; Fungi; Ascomycota; Leotiomycetes; Helotiales; Sclerotiniaceae
Exons: 4
Coding region: 1-1521 (506 amino acids)
Molecular function (GO): LPPG:FO 2-phospho-L-lactate transferase activity
Source: RefSeq, a predicted model, not a curated record
AUGAAUCGUCGUAUCGUUGUAUUUUCAGGCGGAAGUGCUGCCAACAGUCUGGUGGAUGUUUUUGGGAAAGUUGCCGAAGAAAAGGCCUGUUCUCUGAGUUAUGUCAUCCCGAUUAGUGACAAUGGAGGUUCUUCCUCUGAACUUAUUCGUGUCUUUGGUGGUCCAGGUAUUGGUGAUGUGAGAAGUAGACUAGUCCGACUUAUCCCCGAAGAUUCUACUGGCACCAAUCCCGAAAGAUCCGCUCUGAGUGCUUUCUUCAACCAUCGUCUGGAUCCCUCCCCCCAAGAAGCCAAACAUGAAUGGCUAGCCAUAGUCGAAGGUCACUCUCCUUUAUGGAGCGACAUCACCUCUGCCAAGCGUGAACUGAUUCGUUCCUUUCUCAAUACCAUAAACCUCGAGAUAGUCAAGCGAGCUCGUCCAACCUCUGUCUUUAAUUUUCAAUCGGCUUCUGUAGGCAACUUGUUCUUAACAGGUGCUCGUAUAUUUACGGGAAGUUUUGAGGCGGCAAUUUAUCUUUUAUCAAGUAUCACCGGUGUGAGAGAUAAUGUUGAGGUUAUCCCGGCAAUCAAUAGUAAUUUUUCAUAUCACAUUUCUGCAGGAUUACGAGACGGUACAAUAAUUGUCGGACAAAAUAAUAUCUCCCACCCCAUAGCCCCCACCUUCGUCCCCACGCAGCCUGUUUCUCCCGCCACCUUCCACAAGCGUCAAUCCAUUGACCUUCUAUACCACGAUCGUAUCGAAGAUGCCAAUCUCCCAGGUUCUCUUCCCACCCUUCGCAAACAAAACAUCCUCUUUCAAAAAUCUCAUACCGAGGAGCUGUCCUCCGCCAUCGAGCGAAUCUGGUACAUCAACCCCUAUGGCCAAGAAAUUCGUCCUACUCCCAAUACCAAAGUCCUCUCUGCCCUCCAAGACGCUAGUUGCGUAAUUUAUAGUAUCGGCUCUCUAUACACUUCUAUCCUCCCUUGCUUGAUAUUAAGAGAUGUAGGACCUGCGAUUGCGGAUCCGAAAAUUAAGUUUAAAGUCCUUAUUUUGAAUGGCUGUCUAGAUCGCGAGACGCCGGGGUAUACGGCCAAAGAUUUUAUCCAGGCGAUUGUUCACGGCUGUACUGGAAACGGAAAGGAAGAACAUGAUCACGAACAAGAACAUCCUGAAAAAGUAAAAGAACAAGAAUGGAAAAAAUACAUCACGCAUGUAGUAUAUCUAGAAGGCCCAGGUACACCGAUGGUAGACAAGACGGAGCUCAGGAGAUUGGGUAUUGAAGCUGUGAGAGUCUAUGGACGAAGAUCGGAUUCUGGGAAAGAGGAACCGGCCGUAAUAUUGAAGAAUCCGGUUAUUGAUGCGGUGAAGAGUGAGGAUGUGGGGAAUGGAACUGAAAAUAGGGUGAGAGAGGACAUUGUGGGAGCCAUAGAUAUAGAUGAUAGUUCGGGAAUGAAGUAUGAUGCAGUUGGGCUAGGGCAGGCGUUGAAUGCCAUUUUUGGAGGCAAACCGGAGAAGUCGAGGAGAUAUACCUUUAUUGGUUGA